UUAUUGUUUAUCGCGACAUUUACUUUAUUUUGCAGUAAAUUGAUGUACAGUAAAAAAUCAAACAGUGACUCGUGGUUCUCAAACUGUAAUGGUAACUUAUUUAUAAAUUAAAGGUGCAAGCAAUGUUAAAAAACAUGAAGAUUGAUAAAAAACUGUUGCCCAUAAAAGGACAUUACUUUCUUUUCAAUGCUGGAACUGCUCCCCUUGUCCCAUAUCUAUCAACAUAUGCUCGCCAGUUAGGAUUUUCCUCAGCAACCGUUGGUCUAAUUUAUACAGUCUUACCAAUAUUUGGUUUAGUGGCAAAACCUUUGUUUGGAAUAAUAGCUGACAGGUUUAAAAAACAAAAAUCAAUAUUUAUUAUAUUCCAAAUUGUGACUAUAGUUAGUUUUUCGGCUAUUUAUACAAUACCUGGUGAAACAGGGAGCAUGUCAUCUGUACAAUUAGAGUGUGGCAAUGGGGCAUCAUUUCUUCGUAGUUGCUAUCAAGAUGCAAAUUCAAUUAAUCAGUGUAGUAAAAACUCUUUAGGAAAUAUGAAUGGUACCUCGAAAUGUAAUAUGAGCUGUGUGAUGGACUCUCCCAAAAUGUGGCAAACUGUCUGCGAACAUUGGCAUAUGCCACAAUAUUGUUACAGCGAAACGGAUCUAAUAGAAUACACAGCACAUAUUAAUAAUGCUGACAUUAGAGAUGAUCAAUGCUUGUAUUUAAAUGCAGAUGCAGUAAAAUUAGAUGGAUACCCUUAUACACCACAUUGCCACAUUGGUGAUGGAUAUCGUGAUCUCAAUCAAUCUUGUACAAUGAAUUGUACCAACUCAAAGUUGUCAAUGGCAAUAGGCAGUUCAAAACCGAUAAUGACUUGCUCAAAUAAAUUGCUCAAUUUCCGCCUAUGUUCAAACAAUUCAAAUGCUUUUAAAGAAGCCGCUAACCAAACUAAUGAUGAAUGCCAGGUUUCUUGUGACUUGGACAAAUCAGCUCCUUGGCGUCUUAUGGAGAUUUGUGAAGCUUGGAAGGCAGAUGCAGCUAAAACAUGCCGUCCAAAGACCAGAAUUGGAACUGAAUUCCCUAAAAAUCUAUCAUUCGUUGGAAGUGUACUGCUUUCUACAGUAAUUACUGAAGAAGAGUGUGCAUUUGUUCAGCUUAAUCAUAUUAAACUGCCUGAUGGUUCCAUUCACUAUCCAAAUUGUAUGAAAGAAGAUGCAUUUGAAACUGGGAAAGAUGUUUUUUAUCCAAGUUGUAAUAUAAAAUGUGACAAUAUGGCUAUUAAUGAAUGGUUUCAAACAGCAACUGAAAGUCGUAACAAUUCAACACAAUAUACAAGACAAUUUUGGCUGUUUUUCCUCUUGAUGAUAAUAAGUUGGAUUGGUCAAGCCGUGGUAGUGACUUUUGCAGAUGCUAUAUGUUUCAAUGUUUUAGGACCACGAGUUGCUUUGUAUGGGAAACAAAGACUUUGGGGUUCCGUUGGCUGGGGUAUAUUCUCCUUACUGACUGGUACAUUGAUUGACUGGUUCAGUGAUGGUGCAUACAAAGAUUACACAAUCGCUUUUAUACUUAUGUUUGUAUUUAUGUGCGGAGAUGUUAUUGUAUCAUGCUUCAUUAGGAGUGAAUCAACGAAAAUGUCAGUUAAUAUUUUAAUAGAUGUUGGUACUUUGCUUUCUUCGUUACCAACACUUGUGUUUAUGUUAUGGACUAUAGCUGUUGGGCUAUGCACAGGUCUUCUUUGGCAAUUCCUCUUCUGGCUUCUAGAAGAUAUUUAUGGCUGUGAUAAUUCUGAUUAUGUUAAAACAUUGCAAGGACUGGUUAGCGCUAUUCAGACAUUCGGUGGAGAAAUACCCUUUAUGUUUGCAUCCGGUUACAUUCUUAAAAAGUUAGGUCAUGUGAAUAUGAUGAGUCUAGUGCUGUUUGCUUUCGGUGUACGUUUUGUUUUAUAUUCCCUUCUCACUAACGCAUGGUGGGUGUUGCCAAUAGAGAUGUUACAAGGUAUAACAUUCGGAAUGUUUUAUCCAACGAUGGCAUCCUACGCUAAUGUUGUGUCUCCACCGGGAACUGAAACUACUGUACAGGGUCUCGUUGGAGCAGUUUUCGAAGGAGUUGGCACUUCUCUAGGCAGUUUUAUUGGUGGGAGAAUGUACGAAAAAUAUGGUGGUUCAAAUACCUUCCUAUGGUUUGGUAUUGGUUCACUUAUAUGUUGCGCUAUUCAUGUAUUUGUGCAGUACUUAAUAAGGGACAAAGUUCGUCAUGCUGAACUGACGAAAGCUUACUCAUCUAUAAUUCGUUAUGAAAAUCUGUACGAUCCAAACUAUAUAUUGCAAGAGAUGACAGAUUUCAACGCGGAACACUAAACAAGUUAAUGUUUAAGGUUAUAGAUAUACUAUAGUAAAAUCCUAAGAAUUAUGUUUUAAAAUAUUUUUGUAAGUUAUUAUGUUAAUUUGGAUUGUUGGAGAAAAGUGCUAUUGUCGUUUUUCCUUUGGAUGAGGU
Papilio machaon (common yellow swallowtail) is the source of this 2472-nucleotide messenger RNA. RefSeq names its product major facilitator superfamily domain-containing protein 6-A (gene Sugb). Gene Ontology annotation, cellular component: membrane. The coding region runs from base 123 to 2336 and encodes 737 amino acids. Lineage: Eukaryota; Metazoa; Arthropoda; Insecta; Lepidoptera; Papilionidae. The record is from RefSeq and is a predicted model, not a curated record. The transcript has 14 exons.